Prionailurus viverrinus (fishing cat) is the source of this 2769-nucleotide messenger RNA. Its product is annotated as sialic acid-binding Ig-like lectin 14. The coding region runs from base 1243 to 2427 and encodes 394 amino acids. Gene Ontology annotation, molecular function: sialic acid binding. The transcript is spliced from 7 exons. Lineage: Eukaryota; Metazoa; Chordata; Mammalia; Carnivora; Felidae. Gene Ontology annotation, biological process: cell adhesion. Gene Ontology annotation, cellular component: plasma membrane. The record is from RefSeq and is a predicted model, not a curated record.
CCCUCCCCCUCCCCUGUGUGCGUUGUGUGUGUGUGCGUGUGUGUGUGUAAUUAGUAUUAGAAUUACCAUAUGGUCCAGUGGCCCCGCCUCUGGGUGCAUAUGCAGGAUCGAGAGCAGGGGCCAAGAGAUAUUUACACACCCAUGUUCGUAGCAGUAUUAUUCACGAUAGCCAGGUAAAAAGCAGCCCAAAUGUCCCUCAACGGCUGAACAGAUAAACGAAAUGUGUUCUAACCCAUCCUGGAAUAUUAUUCAGCCUUAAAAAGGGCAGAAAUUCUGACACAUGCCGCCACACGGAUGAACCCUGAGGACGUUAUGGCCGAUUGAAAUGAUUCCACUUAUAUGAGGUCUCUAAAGUAGUCAAAUUCCUGGAGACAGGAAGUACAACAGUGGUUUCUGGGGCUGGGGGGAGGGGGAAAUGGGGGGUGGUUCCUUAACGGGAACCGCUUUAAGUUCUGCAACUUGGAAAGAGUUGUUCCUGUUUACCGCAAGUCCAAAAUAAUCCUGCACUUGGAUUUUUAGAAAAUAACCAGUAGGCCACCAGGACACAUAGCAAAGUCACAGAUGCCUGCAGCUCUGCACCCCAUGGGGACAGCACUGUCAUCUAGGGAGGAAGUGGUACCAUGGGUGGGGACCCUGUCACCGGAUUGACCUGGUCAGGCUCAUCUGUCGUGUUUCCAGCUCCCCCAACACAGAUGUUCACUAAGCAUUUGGGGAAUGGAUGAAUGAACGAAUGGUUCCUGCCUUCACUUCGCCCAGCAUCCCUUCUUUCCUUCUACCCCGGAUGUUCACAGACCUCAAGAGUCCUCCACCUUGCAGGACCGACCACUCGAGGGUCUGGAUGAGGCUCUGACCCUCCAGGUGUAGACAGCAGUUGACUAGCUCCCUGGUGUAGACAACACUGCUCAGACAAGCACCUCAGAUGGGAAGAUCUUAGGAGACUCACCGUGUCCCAUGCCUCACAUGCUCUCAGAGGUCCUGGUCCAAGCCCCGUUGGUGGAGGGAAGAGUGGAGAUGGGGGGCAGGGCACAGCGUUCUGCUCCUGGUCUCUCCUGUGGGGGUCUCCAGGAGAGAGUGCGGGGGGUCACCAGCACCUUGCAGAUGGGAGGUGAGCUCCGCAGCGGCAGUUCCCCUUUUGUGAAAUCGUGAGGCCUCGUGCUCCUCCCCAGCUUCCCGUGGGCCCCCCUCAGCCUCCCUCUGCCUUCCCUUCUUCACCCACAGGAAGCCCAGACAUCUGUCUCUAAGAUGUUGUUGCCUCUGCUGCUGCCCCUGUUGUGGGCAGGGUCCCAGGCUCAGGAGAGGAGAUACUGGCUGCAGGUUCUGGAGUCACUGGUGGUGCAGGAGGGUCUGUGCGUCUCCGUGCCCUGCAAUUUCCUCUAUCCCCUGAAUAGUUGGAAUGACUCUUACCCUGUGCAUGGCUACUGGUUCCGGGAAGGGGCCGGUGUACAACAGGAUGUUCUAGUGGCCACAAACAACCCAGGUCGAAAAGUGCAGAAGGAGACCCAGGGUCGAUUCCGCCUCCUUGGAAACCCCCGGGACUACGGCUGCUCCCUGGACAUCAGAGACGCACGGAGAAGGGACUCGGGGACAUACUUCUUUAGGGUGGAGAGAGGGCCUUCUGUGAGAUAUAAUUUCCUACAGAACCGGCUCUCUGUGCGUGUGACAGCUCUCACACGGACACCUGACAUCCACAUCCAGGGGCCCCUAGAAUCUGGCCAGCCCAAGAAGAUCACCUGUAGCGUGCCCUGGGCCUGUAAGAGGGGGACGCCGCCGACCUUCUCCUGGAUCGGGGAUGCCCUCACCUCCCUGGGCCACAGGACACACUUCUCCUCAGUGCUCACCCUCAUCCCGUGGCCCCAGGACCAUGGCACCGACCUCACCUGUCGAGUGAGAUUCCCCGGAGCUAACGUUAGCACAGAGAGGACCAUCCAGCUCAACGUGUCCUAUGCUCCGCAGAACCUGAUCAUCCGCAUCUUCAGGGGAAAUAGCACAGUCCCAGAGGCCCUGGGCAAUGCCACCUCUCUGCGAGUUGAGGAGGGCCAGUCCCUACGCCUGGUCUGUGACACUGACAGCCACUUCCCCGCCAGGCUGAGCUGGUCCCGGGGAAGCCUGACCCUGAGCCCCUCCCAGCCUUCAGAUCCCGGGGUCCUAGUGCUGCCCCGGCUGGUCUUGGGGGAUGGAGGAGAAUUCACCUGCCGAGCUCAGCACCCAUGGGGCUCCAACCACGUCUUCCUGAACCUAAUUGUGCAGGGAAUCUCCUGUUCCUGCCCCCCGAUAUCUGGGGAGCCGUGGAACACCUGGCCUCUUGUCCUCACCCUGCUCAGAGGGGCCCUCAUGGGGGCUGGCUUCCUUCUCACCUAUGGCCUCACCUGCAUCUACUACACCAGGUUCAGAGGCUCCAAAGAGGAUAAGGCUGCAGGUUGUAAGUGAGCCCCCUUCCUCGCCGUGAUGCCGAUGCCUGACGGCUGAAGAUCCAUCCAACUGUCACAUCCUGAGACUCACCCUGGCACAGCUCUUGUGGAGCAAGGCGGUGCUGGAUGGAGUGGCCCUGCCUCUUCUCCAGAACUAAAGUCUCUUCACCUCCGCUGCCCGAGAAGCUUCCUGGUGGUUCUGUACCAAUGGCGGGAGAGGGCAAGUGAGGGGAUGGAUAAAUCUUUGUUAUUUUUUUUUUUUUUAUUUUUUUAAUUUUUUUCUUCAACAUUUAUUUUUGGGACAGAGAGAGACAGAGCAUGAACGGGGGAGGGGCAGAGAGAGAGGGAGACACAGACUCGG